AUGUUCAAACUGAAGCUGAAGACACCGACAAACAGCGAAGCGAAAAGCGCACCCAUAAAGAUCAAACUGGGCAAAACAGAUGCGGUUCAGGAUCAGAAGAAGCCCAACAUCAAGUUGAAGUUUGGCUCCAAGGGCAAGAGCAGAAGCAAUGGGAAACCACCAGGGGGCUCCAAGGUGACGCCAAAGCUGAGAUUCAAGAUGCAGCGUAUUCCUGGUGAAGGGUAUGACUCGGAGGACUCGGAGGCUGAAGAAGAUCCCCUCCGGGAGGAGGCGUUGAUACUGAGGCUACUACCAGACGCGGAGCUGGACUAUGUGCGACACUGUGUUGAAGCCGGCGACUUGAGUAAGAUCCAGAUGAAAUGGAAAGAUAGGUACCGUUGUGUGCUGUCUGUGAACAAGACCUUAUACGCUGCUAAGCUUAUGAAUUUACCGAAUAUUAUUGAAGCCCAGAAGACCGUUGAUAAGAAGAACAUUUUCAAGACCGUUGACGUGUCGCAGAUCCUCGUGGUGAUAAAGAGGAUAUCUGAUGAGUCUGAGAUUGAAGAUAUAAGCCCUGGCGAGGAGGACUUUGAUAGUGGUAUUACGCCACCUUUGAAGAACGUUGGCAAGAGUAAAUAUAGGCGCAAGAUGACCAAGCAGUACAUCGAGAACAUUGAGGCACGUGUUGACGAGCUGUUGCGUCUGGACGAGGAAGCAGAGGAGUCGACGUACGAGAUGAUUGAUCCCGAUUCCUUGGCUCAGUAUGACUUCUCAAAGCAAGGCUUACAAAAGGGUCUGUCACAUCAGCGGGGCCAUGAUGAACAGCACACAGGACAGCAUCCAGGACAAGAGCACGAACAAGAGCAACAACAAGGACAGCAGCAAGGACAAGAACAGGGCGAGACGUUUAUGGAGGAUGACCACAUUGUCGUUCCAAAGGCCAGCAAAGAUGACGUUGAGGAACCUCUUGAUGAAGAUCUGGAGUUGGAGCUGGAACAGGCGUUGGAAGAGGACGACGACGAGGAGGAGGAAGACGAUGAAGACGAUGAAGACGACGAUGAUAAUAGUGAUAACGAAAGAGGGGAUGUCCAUUGUAAGGUGGAGAUUGAUGAGGAUCAACAGCAGAAUGCCUUGCUCAAGGACGAGAUCACCGAUCUGUUAUCCACUAUUGAAUCCAACAAGGCCAAACUCUCAAAGACAAGUAACCCAUUGAUGCGUAACAGAAUCAUUGACACCGUGAAGAAGUUGGAGAAGGAACUCGAGAAUAAGAACAAACAGUUAAAGACCAACGAGGACAGAAGGAAGAGUAAGAACGACGGGAAGGAGAAUCAAUCCGAAGAACCAGGCAACGGUGAAGGUGAAGGUGGUGCUGAGGAUGAACGCGAGGGUGAGGCCGAAGGCGAAGGCGAAGAGAUGGACGAGGAUGAAGAUGAAGAGAUGGAUGAGGACGAUGAGGAUGAGGAAGACGAGGAAGACGAAGGAAAGGACGAACAGGCAGAACAAGCCGAACAGGCAGACGAUCUACAACAACAGCAUCAACAACAGGGCACAAACGAUGGCGGUGAAGAUGAUGAAGAUGACGAAUUGGCUGAUUUGUUCGGAUAA
Messenger RNA from Williopsis jadinii, 1584 nucleotides. It is a transcript of the gene TAF7, whose product is annotated as TATA-binding protein-associated factor TAF7. Gene Ontology annotation, cellular component: transcription factor TFIID complex. Lineage: Eukaryota; Fungi; Ascomycota; Saccharomycetes; Phaffomycetales; Wickerhamomycetaceae. Bases 1 to 1584 code for a protein of 527 amino acids. The transcript has a single exon. Gene Ontology annotation, molecular function: RNA polymerase II general transcription initiation factor activity. The record is from RefSeq and is a predicted model, not a curated record. Gene Ontology annotation, biological process: transcription initiation at RNA polymerase II promoter; RNA polymerase II preinitiation complex assembly.